UGGGGGGCUGGUUUCUCGCCUUCAGCUGCCUCUCAGUAAAGCCACAUGACCAGGAGGAAUUUUUAGUGACUCUUUCCCUGCUGCUGUGCUCAGAGGCGGAAGUGAAGGGCAUCUGAAAGCGUGAGAAGGGGUGUCUGGACAAGGUGCUGAGGAUGGCAGACAGUUCUGAUCUCUGGAUUGGCAGCGCUUAUCUAUUCCUCCAGUCGACAUCUGAGAAGAUUGUCCUGCCCUCUCUUUAUGGAAGCUCCCACCAGAAAUCUAGCGUAUUCAAGGCCCUCAAGUUGGCUUUAGCAGAUUCCACAGGCAGUCUGCAUGGCGUCGACAUGCUCAAAGUGCACUGCAGUGAGCCGCAUCUGAUUAUCCAGCUUAAAUUCUGCGUACGAGAGAACUGCCGCAAAUUCCUUCAGAGCUACCGGGCCGGGCUGUUCCGGGAGUCUCUCCAGAAGCACCUCCAAGUCACUCUGUCAAUGACAGCCGUACCUGUUCAAGUGGAGCUGAAGGCUGGCAGCGAGCAGCUGGACCACAUGCUGAACGAGGAGGAGCGCUGUUUGGACUGUAUCUACAAAGAAAAGCCCGACCGCCUGAGGGACGAGGAAAUUGCCGAGCUGGAGGAAUCUUUCAGGAGCCUGACUUGUCGACAGGAGAGCAACAACACGGCCCCUUCAAACAACUGCACCUCUUUGAACUCCUCAUCUCUGCCUUAUUGUUCAGGGGGGAGCUCUCUGCCCUCAGGAGCCACCUUCAUCUUUCAGGAACAACAAUUUGCCAACAGAACACUCACGCCAGAUGACCAUCAAAAAUUUGCCAAGCUCGUGUCGAAGAAAUGGAAGCAGGUGGGUAGGUCUUUGCAGAAGAAUUGCCGUGCCCUUCGGGAUCCUGUCAUUGACAACUUGGCCCACGAAUAUGACCGAGAGGGAUUGUAUGAGCAAGCGUACCAGCUCCUUCUCAAGUUUAUCCAGUCGGAGGGCAAGAGAGCCACAUUACAGAGGCUGAUUGCAGCCCUGGAGGAAAACAGUCUCAUAACCUUAGCAGAGGAACUCCUGGGCCUCCACCCUAGUGAAAACGACACGUCAUAGACCAGGGAUGGAGAUGCCAGUGGAACUUGGAUCUUGCCUGUUUCAGACAGUUUCCAAGACUCUUGCCGGCCUCCCAGGAAUGCCAAGCUCAGUUAACCACUAUGGUAUCCUACUAGCGGAGAAUGCCCAAGGAAAAGCCGCUGUGCAUUUACAAAGCCAGCCUGGGUACUGAAUUACUACAGCGCUGACCCACUUCACUGCCAGGAGACAGUGCUGUUUACAGGCUGGGGAGAAUAGCUUCCAACUGGCUCCCAGUCACUACCCCCUCGGGCAACAUGUUGCAAUGCACCUAACAAUGCCACAGCCCAUGCCUACGGACUGUGUCAACAUGGGGAAUGUUAAAGAGCAACUGCGGUCUCAGGAAAGUCCUUUGGGAAACAUUCUCCAGGUGCUUAGAAAUAAUUCUGCUCAUUGAAUAUAGUACACACUUGGAGGGGUAUUCCCCCCACACACCUUUAUUCUUCACAAAUAAGGACAUUUUAUGAAAACAGUAACUCCCCCGCUAAAAAGCUCGUCUACUCUUUCCUUUCUCUUCCCACCUGAAGGCAUCUUCGUUACUCGAAGAAAGUUUCAAUUCUCCAUGCAGCAAACAGCUGCAAUGGAACAAACUGCAGGUGGUAAAUGAGCAGGAAGAGCAGAUGAACUCUUCUUAAAGGUGUACUGCAACGUCAAAACCAACUCAAGCCCCUACCCACGUGCUGAGUGAUGCCGCUAAGCAGGUUGCAAGGUCCAUUCAUCACACCACUGGCUCUCUUUAAAAACUGGCCUUGGCUUGGCUAGAGAGGCCCCAGAAUGCAGCACUCUGGGACAUCAUAUACCAGGAGAGUAAGGAUUUGCACGGCAUCUUUCUUGGGCAUGCUGAGAUUCUGAGACAGCCAGGAACCAGUGGUGCCCACCUCACAUACUCCGGAUUUCAAGUGUAAAGUUUGGGAAAGUACAACAAAGGAAGUAGGGUCAACUUCUGCUCUCAGUUAGAUCAUGACAACCCUCACUGGCUUCAGUAGGUGUGCCCAGGCUGUAACAAGAGCCGAGUUUGUGCCUUAGCCUAUAAGGAAAUACACAGCCACAUAUAAGUGAGCCUAAGUAGACACGUAUCAUGUAAACAUCAUCAUCCAGCUUGCUUUCCUGCGGCAGGUUUCUUGUGGCAUCCUGGCCAGUUUUCACUUAUCUGUAGGCCUUUUCUUGACUCCAUCUAGCCUUCCCCCUCUGGAAAUGGUCCCGGAAUAGCAGACAGUCCCUUGGGGGACAUUUCAGAUUUUGCGGGGAGGGUGGAUCUGCCAGUGCGUGUACUCAUGUCAAGUUACUUGCUCUCCCUCUCAAGGGCAGUGCUUCUCCAACGGGCAAGAGCGGACGUCCUUUUAAACCAUUUCAUGUUUCAUCCUAUUCCUAUAAAGCACUUCUGUAGCCUUUGGCUGAGACAAAGAAAUUCCCUGAUCAGGAAGCCUCAGCCCUGGGAUCCAGAUGUAGGUUCAAAUCCAGAUGUAGAGUUCACAGGAAUACCGCUCCCGCCUGCUAGAAUGAUACUAUGUUUGUCACGGUGGCAUCCGAGUGCCUACAACAGGGGUGGCCAACCUGAGCAGGAGCCGAAUUUACCAAUGUACAUUGCCAAAGAGCCCCAGUAAUAUAUCAGCAGCCCCCCAUCAGCUCUCCCACCCCACUCCCAGCGCCUCCCACCCACCAGCAGCCCCACCGAUCAGCACCUCCCCAUCCCUCUCUGCAUCUCCCCAUCAGCUGUUUCGUGGCAUGCAGGAGGCUCAGGGGGGAGGAGCGAGGGCACGGCAGGCUCAGGGGAGGGGGCGGGAAGAGGUGGAGUGGGGGCAGGGCCUGGGGCAGAGCCAGGGAUUGAGCAGUGAGCCCCCCCUCCCCCGGCACAUUGGAAAGUUGGCGCCUGUAGCUCCAGCCCCGGAGUCGGUGCCUAUACAAGGAGCCGUAUAUUAAUUUCUGAAGAGCCGCAUGUGGCUCCGGAGAGACAGGUUGGCCACCCCUGGCCUAGAACAAGCUGAGCCUGACCACUCAAUUGGAACCUGAGACAGUUUGCCUUUGGAUCCGAUUCCAAAUUCCCCAGGUCAUGAGUGUUCACGCGCAGGGUUUGCUAAUCCCAAGAGGAUAUGUGAAGUAUAAAAUCUGGAUAUGGGAUUUUAGGGUACGAUGCUGCUCCCAUUCUUUUGCGAUUGGCUUCAAAGGGAGCAGGACUGGAACCUCAUUGUGGGCCCAUCUCCACUAAGCCAGUCAGCAGUCCUGCUGGUCCCUGGCAGGAGAACUGAUGUUACAACAAGCCAUUUGACGAAGGGCAUUUUAACGAGCACAAACUGGAAAAUCAUUUUUUUUUAUAUCUAUUUUGCAAUUGCAUUUUACACUAAUGGUUCUUAGAAGACAAGACAAUAUACAUGCUGUCCUGUCACUUUUUAAUCUAACAUUCCUAAGCUAUUAGUCGGUAGUCUUACUUAACUGCAUACACAGUCUUCUACUCAGAUCAGCGCUAGCCCCUCUGGAGAGAAAAACCUUGCCAAGACUCUGCAGUCAAAAAAUCUACCAUUCUAUUCCUCAGAGUCCACCUUAAGUCUGAUUUUUUUCAUUGCUGUUGCCAUUUUACAUCCAUGGAUGGAGCAUGCAUUAAUUUAUCAUCCCUGUGCUUUUUAUUCCUCUGUCAGUGCUAGUCAUGUGUGUUCCCUCUUACUCACAGAUUUCCUCUCAAAAGUGCAUUAGUGUUAGAAUUCUUGGCAGCGCAUGUAGGAUAACAUCAUUUUUAAUAGCAUUCACAGGUGUCCUCUUUCAGAGAGGUGAAGUAAGAGGGUUUUCCAGUGGCAUGACAUAAUGGUGCUGUCAGGAGUAUGCACAGUGGGUUAGGAUCCCUGGGAAUGGCUGUAUGUCCUAGCAUCUUUUCAUCAAUCAUUCCUUCUAGAAUCAGCUGACAUGCCCUAGACUUGGUGAAUUCUGGCCUCAAACCAACACCUGCUUAACCUCCUAUCCCACAGCUGUUCUGACUAUAUGACUUUUAGUACCAUCUGGCACUUUGAGCCAAAUUCAGACCUAGUGUCAGCAGAUGCAACUCUCAUGGAAGUCUCUAGGACAAAUUCAGCAUGUGAUGUAAUGGUACAGAGUAAGCUGCAUUAAUUUGGCAUUCAGUAGCAGUCCAGUUCUGAUCUCACCUCUGUUUUAUACCAGUGUGACUUCACUGAAGUCUGUGGAAUUACUCCUGAUUUACAGGGAUGUGCAAAAAGAGUGCAACUUACACAAUGAAGGGGAAGAAGAAGUGGCGGCGGAAGGAAAAGAAAUUAACAGAAAUAUGUAGAAUACAAGAGUGGGGCUGCUUUACCUCAUUCUACAGUAUGAUGAGUGGAACUGGAGAAUGAGGGUCCAGUUUCAGGAGGGACCUAGUUUGGUGAGGCUCCAGGGACUCAGCAAUAUAAGCUGGGGCCAGGCUGCUACUACACACACACACACACACACACACUAGAUCCUCAACAUGCAAGGCUGGCCUGUCAACAAGGGUAGUAAAAUUCUAUUUCCUGUAACUCUGCCUGUCUGCCAUGUCACCUUAUUGCUAAUGAGACACACAUCUUCCUGCAAGAUGUUUUUCCUGGUGAACUUCCUUCUUCUCCUUUGGGGUGUUAGGUACACACAUUUUUUUUUGCACACACUUAAAUACCAAUUAGGCACAAGUGGGAGGCACAAGUGGGAUGCUUCUUUACCACUUACACCAGUCAUCUAACGACCACUUGUGCGAUGUACUACACCAUAGUUGGCAUCACUACUGAAUUUUUCCCUGCACCUUGACACUGGUCCUAUAUGUUAAAGGGGAAUCUGUGAAGAUGUACCUGUGAUUUCCUUCAAGGUAAAACAUGCUAUUAUUUUGAAUGCCACAGAAUGUUAAACACAAAUAAAGGCACUAAUCAGCUACACAAAAACAAAAUAAAUGGACAAAAUAUUAAGCAAACAACAGAGAUGAGGCCAAAAUAAAUUUCCAGGGAAAACUCCAAUAGGGCUUUUUUUGUGAUACAGAUUGUUUUUGUAGUGUUUGCAAUGUCUCAAAUUUGAAACAGGCUCUUUUCAGUCUGGCAGAGGGAAGACGAGAUUGAUCCAAACGGGGCUUUAAAUGACUUGUUUUGGCAUAACUGAGCUAAAGCGUUUACAUGGCUGUUAAAGAGGAGGAUGAAGUUUUAAAUGGCCACCAUGUCCACUCUGGCAUAAAAGCGUAACUUUUAUAUGCAGUGUAGUUGUAGCCGUGUGGGUCCCAUGAUAUUAGACAGACAAGGAGGGUGAGGUAAUAUCUUUUAUUGAUAUUACCUCACCCCCUUGUCUAACUAGAUUUAUGACUUAAGUAAAUCCAACUUUGUUUAAAGGUGUAAUGAAAGAGAAUAUCAAUUGGGGAGACAAGGUGGAUGAGGUAAAUAUCUUUUAUUGGACCUGCUGCUGGUGAAAGAGACACGCUUUCAAGCUUACAGGGAUCAGAGCUUAAUGUAAGCUCAAAAGAUUGUCUCUCUAAUAUCCUGGGAUCUACACAGCUACAACACCACUGCAAAUAUCAAAUUGGUCAUCAGAGGUGUGAUUUUCAGAAAUCAGUGAGAGUUUGGCAUUCAGCACUGCUGAAAAAUCACACCCAAGAUUAAUUCUUCCACUUGAAGGAGAACAGACACUACGGUGGGUGCUUUAGAAACCAUGGUAGAUGACAGAAAGAUACUCCAUUCCGGCCUCAGUCCGAGCCCAUGCCACGUACUCAUGAUGGACCGAUUUAUAAUCCAAGAGCUGCGAACAAUUCCAAGAAUAAUGAAAAGUUUUCAGUGUUGCCAAUCCCAAGUAUUCAGAAAUCAUGAGUCAGGACCCAGAAAUCAUGAGAUUUUAAAAAUAAUAAAUUUGGAGUUCUUUUUAUUUGACAUCGGGUAUGUGCAUUUUUAGGGUUUUAUAUUUUUCAACCUUAUCUCUGCAGUCAUGAGGGCUAGAAACUUAAGGUUUGGAGGUUGUGUCCCCCCCCCCCCCACUCCCCAAUGUAUGCUGAAAUUCUGGUAUACUCACAUGAUUCUGGGUCUGGGGCUUUAAGAAAAACACCAAAUAUGAGACUUGUGAUAAAAUUGAGAGAGUUGGCAACACUGGGUUUUAUAGCCAGGGAGUCACAGAACCAUGUAGAAACAAUACAGAAGUCAGAGGAAAACAUGGCUGAGAACAAGACACAUCUUGCACUGUUACUGAGAGGUAGGUUUACAGUUGAGGGCUUAUUCAAACAAUCAGAAUCAGGAUGCUCAGAUUUUGAACUACCCAGAGCUGAGGCCCUGUUAGAAAGAGGUGAGGGAUUCUCUCUUAGACAUUACCUGUGCCACUCACCUCAGAGCUGCCUCCUGCCUCAGCAUUUAGGUGACAGAAAUUGGAAGGGUCACCUUGAGAUUCCAUGGGCCUUCUUGCUAGGAUGCACUAGUCUCUCUCCAGCUUCAAAGGGGAGCCCAGAAUAUUUGAACCUCAAUCCCCACCCCAUCAACACCCUCACACACAUUUCACUUAAAAUUUGAGGAAAAAAAUAGAUACCAUGAACGUGACAAUGAAAAGCAUGUGAAUCCUCUCAAACCGCUUGUUUACUUGGAUUGGAAACUCUCUUAUAAAAAUGUGUCUUUGAAAGGAUUGUAAUGUUUUGUGCAUCAACCCACUAAGACAUUAGAAAGACACUGGAGAGGGAAAGAACAGGGUUUCUUCACCGUGAGCCAGGCCCCCAGAGGUUAUGACUUCAGUGGAGCUACUGCUUUAGGAUCUGGACCUGUGUCUUUUGUUUAAAAAUGGACCCACAUUUUGGGCAAGUUGAGGUCUGGAUCCAAGCUUUGUCGGUUUUCCCUGUCUCUACUAAGGGCUAAACCAUGGUUGAAGUUUCCAAGCCAACCAAGUGGAUGAGUCACGCAACACUUAGUCAAUUGAGUAAGAGCUGUGUGGCUCAAUCCCCUCGUCAGGUUUGAAAAUCUCAAACUGAAGCUCUGGAUUCCGCGGAACCAGCUCCAGAUCGAGAUGAACAGUUUGCAGCUCCAGUGCUGAGGGAUUUCAGCGCUGCAGCAUAUGCACCCAAUUUACAGCCUUUAACCUCAAUAGUAUUUGUCUUUUAUAUCGGAAAGUAUUCUGUUCUAUUUUUUCUGACUUCUUCUAUAAAGAAACAUGUAUUUUUGGUGAAUAUUGUUUGCAUAUAUCAGAUACUAUUUUUACAAUGUCUUUAGAAAAAGUAGUAAAUUAGUUUGGCUUU
Messenger RNA from Malaclemys terrapin pileata, 7290 nucleotides. RefSeq names its product TNFRSF1A associated via death domain (gene TRADD). Gene Ontology annotation, biological process: positive regulation of canonical NF-kappaB signal transduction; extrinsic apoptotic signaling pathway. The record is from RefSeq and is a predicted model, not a curated record. The transcript has 5 exons. The coding region runs from base 153 to 1076 and encodes 307 amino acids. Gene Ontology annotation, molecular function: transmembrane receptor protein tyrosine kinase adaptor activity. Lineage: Eukaryota; Metazoa; Chordata; Testudines; Emydidae. Gene Ontology annotation, cellular component: tumor necrosis factor receptor superfamily complex.